UGUCCGUACUCCGUUGCCUCAUAAUUCAAAAACAGUAUUGUUUUGCGUUGGUAUUAGUGUGGUUGCUAGGUGUUUGUUUGGCAUAUCUUACUUCUUAUUUACUGGAAAACAAAACAAAAAGAUGGCUUCCCUAGCAGCAGCACAGGUACAAGAGGUACGCUCAAUAACUCGAAUAGAAAGAAUUGGCGCGCAUUCCCAUAUACGUGGCUUAGGUCUUGAUGAUGCCUUGGAGCCACGAGCAGUGUCACAGGGUAUGGUGGGGCAGAAGAUGGCAAGGAAGGCAGCUGGAGUCAUUCUACAAAUGAUACGAGAAGGUAAAAUAGCAGGCAGGGCAGUGUUAUUAGCUGGACAGCCAGGCACUGGCAAGACUGCCAUUGCAAUGGGAUUGGCACAAGCUUUAGGACCUGACACACCAUUCACCAGCAUGGCAGGAUCUGAAAUAUAUUCAUUGGAAAUGAGUAAGACUGAAGCAUUAACUCAAGCCAUCAGGAAGUCCAUUGGAAUAAGAAUAAAAGAAGAAUCAGAGAUAAUAGAAGGAGAAGUGGUAGAAGUAGUGGUGGAAAGGGCAGCAGGUGGGGGUGGAGCCAGAACUGGUCGUCUCACUUUAAAGACAACUGAUAUGGAGACUAAUUAUGAUAUGGGAACUAAGAUGAUCGACUCACUGCUUAAAGAGAAGGUGCAAGCAGGGGAUGUAAUUACCAUAGACAAAGCAACGGGAAAGAUAAACAAACUCGGCAGAAGUUUUGCAAGAGCCAGAGACUAUGAUGCUACAGGUCAACAAGCCCGUUUCGUUCAAUGUCCCGAAGGAGAACUUCAGAAGCGUAAAGAAGUAGUCCACACCGUCACAUUGCAUGAAGUAGAUGUCAUCAACUCGAGGACACAUGGAUUUCUAGCUUUAUUCUCUGGUGACACUGGUGAAAUUAAGUCAGAAAUAAGGGAGCAGAUUAAUAGCAAAGUGGCCGAGUGGAGGGAGGAGGGGAAGGCAGAAAUGAUUCCUGGAGUAUUGUUUAUAGAUGAGGCACACAUGCUGGAUAUAGAAUGUUUUUCAUUCCUCAACCGAGCUCUUGAAUCUGAAAGUGCUCCAGUGGUAAUAAUGGCAACUAACCGCGGGAUAACCCGAAUCCGAGGGACAAAUUAUAAAAGUCCACAUGGAAUACCGUUGGACCUUCUGGAUAGAAUGAUCAUAGUCCCCACAGCACCUUACUCGGCCCAGGAAUUAAAAGAAAUACUUAAUAUUAGGUGUGAAGAGGAAGACUGUCAGAUGUCAAACGACGCGUUGACAGUGUUGACGCGUGUCGCCACAGAGACCUCACUCCGCUAUGCGAUACAGCUUAUCACUACUGCAUCGCUUGUUGCUAAACGGAGGAAGGCCACCGAAGUAAGCAUGGAGGAUGUGAAGAAGGUGUAUUCUUUAUUCCUUGAUGAGCAUCGGUCUGAGCAGUUCCUUAAGGAAUAUCAGGAUGAGUUUAUGUUUAGCGAUGUAUCUGGAUCUGGUGAUGGACCACAAUUGAUGGAAGUGUCUCAGUAAUUAUCUAAUGUGAAAAAUUUUAAUUGUAAAAGGACAUUUUGUUUAAGUUACUAUAAGAAGUUAGCUUUAUGUUUUGUUACUAAUUAAAUACUAUAUCAUAAGA
This is a messenger RNA of Pieris brassicae (large cabbage white), 1631 nucleotides long. It is a transcript of the gene rept, whose product is annotated as ruvB-like 2. Bases 122 to 1528 code for a protein of 468 amino acids. Gene Ontology annotation, molecular function: ATP hydrolysis activity; ATP binding; DNA helicase activity. NCBI's taxonomy places the organism in Eukaryota, Metazoa, Arthropoda, Insecta, Lepidoptera, Pieridae. Gene Ontology annotation, cellular component: R2TP complex; Ino80 complex; NuA4 histone acetyltransferase complex. The transcript has 12 exons. Gene Ontology annotation, biological process: regulation of transcription by RNA polymerase II; chromatin remodeling; box C/D snoRNP assembly. The record is from RefSeq and is a predicted model, not a curated record.